AAUUUGAUUUGUAAAUUUUAUGUCGAUCCUAACCAUCUGUCGUCGUUGGUUUCAUCCUGUUCGUGGAAAGAUUGUCUUACCAAAGUCGUCAACUACCUUUUUGUCAAGUUCUGGACAGGUUCUUCCAGUAAGUUCGAUAGAACUGUCAAACGGUUCAGCGACGAACGUGGAGAGUGUUCCUGAUUGGGCUGGAGCAGACAGAGAAGCGCUUGUCUUUGAUACUUUCGAUAAUUUUGUGCCAGUUGAUGUUGCCCAUCUUCCAGGAAUUAUUUUCAAUGCUGUCAUUCGUCCUGACAUUGUUCACCGCGUGGUAGUGUGGCAAGCCGCUUGUAGGAGAAGAGGAAUUCAUAACACGAAGACUCGUGCAGAAGUUUCUGGUGGAGGUAGAAAGCCACGACCUCAAAAAGGUACUGGCAGAUCUCGACAAGGAAGUAUAAGAUCACCACUUUGGGUACACGGAGGUGUGGCUCACGGUCCUAAACCGAAAGAUUACUCUUAUCAGGAAGCCAGAAAACUUGUGGAGAAUGGCUUGCGUUCACUACUUACUUCUCGUUUGAUAGACGGUCGGUUGUGGAUAGUAAGAGACUGCGCUUUACCCUCCAGUGAUCCUGAUAUCCUUCACACACAUUUGAAGAAACACUGUUGGAAGUCCUUUGCAUUAGUUGAUGCGAGAAACGAUGACUUUGAUGGAGUUUCCGAUAACUUGGCUGAUGCCGCUUUUUUUGUGCCUGAAGCUAAAGUGUUGACUCUGGAGAAGAUGAAUGUUCACGAUAUCAUUCAACAAGAUCACUUAGUGAUCAGUAGACAGGCUCUAGAACAAAUGUUGGAUAGGUUUAAACAUAUUAACUGUUAUUAUUAAGAUUGUUGUUUUGCCCAUAGAAUUGAAUCAUUGA
Messenger RNA from Galdieria sulphuraria, 893 nucleotides. RefSeq names its product 50S ribosomal protein L4 (mitochondrial). The record is from RefSeq and is a predicted model, not a curated record. NCBI's taxonomy places the organism in Eukaryota, Rhodophyta, Bangiophyceae, Galdieriales, Galdieriaceae. Gene Ontology annotation, molecular function: structural constituent of ribosome. The transcript is spliced from 3 exons. Gene Ontology annotation, biological process: translation. The coding region runs from base 20 to 859 and encodes 279 amino acids. Gene Ontology annotation, cellular component: ribosome.